AUGGCUCCGUGCCGCAGGGGCCGCGGCGGGCGGGAGAUUUCGGUGUUUUUGUCCGGAUGUCUGCUCCUAUCCGCCACCGCCGCCAAGGUGUGCAACGACUACACGCGGCACGGUGCGGACACCGCCUGGUCCUCUAAAGACGUGCCGAUCAUGGUGCUGAUGCCGAUGAACGAGUCGGCGCUGAUGAGCAGCAUCAGCCAGGGCAUCGAGCCCGCCGUGCAACUCGCCAUCCGGCACAUCCGCGAGUCACAGCAGUACUCCUUCUCACUCAUCACCAAAAUCUACGACACCGAGUGUGACAAUGCAAAGGGAUUAAGGGCCUUCUUCGACGCAAUCUGCUAUGGUCCCAAACAUUUAAUGAUCUUUGGAGGAGUGUGUCCAUCAGUGACGUCUAUUAUUGCUGAGUCAUUAGAGGGGUGGAACCUCGUGCAGCUAUCUUUUGCCGCAACGACACCAGUCCUGGCAGAUAAGAAGAAAUACCCUAACUUUUUCAGGACCGUUCCUUCAGACAACGCAGUCAACCCAGCUGUUGUGAAGUUCCUCAACUACUACAAUUGGACCAGAGUGGGCACCUUGACUCAGGACGUCCAGAGGUUCUCAGAGGUGCGCAAUGAUUUGACCAAUGAACUUGAGAAGGCAGAUAUCCAAAUAGCAGACACUGAGAGUUUUUCUAAUGACCCCUGUAUUAAUGUGAAGAAACUGGAGGACAAUGACGUGAGGAUCAUCAUUGGUCAGUUUGAUGAGAACCUGGCUGCGAAAGUCUUCUGUUGUGCCUAUAACCUGAACAUGUAUGGCAGUAAAUAUCAGUGGAUCAUUCCAGGAUGGUACCAAGGCAAUUGGUGGGAGCAGGCAAACUCUACCAACUGCACCACCAGGAAACUGCUUACUGCUAUGGAGGGGUACAUAAGUGUGGACUUUGAGCCUCUGAGUGCCAAACGGAUUAAAGGAAUCUCUGGAAGGACACCCCAAGAGUAUGAGCGGGAGUACACCAGAGAGCGAGAGCAAAAAGGAGUGGAGGCCAGCAAAUUUCACGGUUUUGCCUACGAUGGCAUCUGGGUGAUUGCUAAGACACUAAGCCGUGUAAUGGAGCUGCUCCGUCAGAAGCAGAGGCAUGACAUUUACCAUAACAUGACCAUGGAUGACCGGGAGGUGGGAAAGUUGGUGCUGGAUGUGAUGAACGAAACCAACUUCUUCGGAGUGACGGGUCAGGUGAUGUUCAGGAAUGGAGAGCGCAUGGGAACUAUCCGAUUCACACAGUUUCAAGAGGGCCAGGAAGUAAAGGUUGGGGAGUACAAUGCCAUUGCCGACAUCCUGGACCUUAUCAACAACACCAUCAGGUUCCAAGGUGUGGAGCCUCCCAAAGACCGGACGUUCGUGCGUCUAGAGCGACGCCAUAUCAAUGUACCACUUUACAGCAUCCUGUCCACCAUCACUAUCCUGGGCAUGCUCAUGGCAGGCGCCUUCCUAUUCUUCAACAUCAAAAACCGAAACCACAGGCUGAUCAAAAUGUCCAGUCCUUACAUGAACAACCUGAUCAUCCUCGGAGGCAUGCUGUCCUACGCUUCCAUCUUCCUCUUUGGCCUGGAUGGCUCCUUUGUCUCAGAUCAAGCAUUCGAGACCUUGUGCACUGUUCGCACGUGGAUCCUCAUCGUGGGUUACACGACAGCGUUUGGAGCCAUGUUUGCUAAGACCUGGAGAGUACAUGCCAUUUUCAAGAACGUAAAAAUGAAGAAGAAGAUUAUCAAGGACCAGAAGCUGCUGAUCAUUGUGGGAGGAAUGCUGCUAAUUGAUCUGUGCAUUCUUAUAUGCUGGCAGAUUGUGGAUCCCCUGAAGAGGACAGUGGAAAUGUACAGCUUGGAGGCGGACCCUCAGGGGCGAGAUAUGGCUAUCAGGCCCUUCCUGGAGCACUGUGAGAACACACAUAUGACCAUUUGGCUUGGGAUCGUCUAUGCCUACAAAGGGCUCCUUAUGCUGUUUGGUUGUUUCCUGGCCUGGGAGACAAGGAAUGUCAGCAUCCCUGCUCUGAACGACAGCAAGUACAUUGGGAUGAGUGUGUACAACGUGGGAAUCAUGUGCAUCAUCGGCGCAGCUGUGUCCUUCUUGACGCGGGACCAGCCAAACGUGCAGUUCUGCAUUGUAGCCCUGGUCAUUAUUUUCUGCAGCACUAUCACGCUCUGCUUGGUGUUUGUGCCAAAGCUUAUCACAAUGAGGACAAACCCAGAUGCGGCCACCCAGAACCGACGGCUGAAGUUCACCCAGAAUCAGAAAAAGGAAGACUCAAAGACAUCUACAUCGGUGACCAGUGUUAACCAGACCAACACAUCCCGCCUGGAUGGCCUGCAAGCAGACAACCAUCGCCUCAGGAUGAGGAUCACAGAGUUGGAUAAGGAAUUAGAGGAGGUGACCAUGCAGCUUCAGGACACGCCAGAGAAGACCCCUUAUAUCAAACAGAACCACUACCAGGACGUCAACAACAUCCUGAGCAUACGCAACUUCACAGACGGCAAAGAUGGUGAGAAAACUGUUCUGAAGAAUCAUCUGGAGCAGAAACCACAAGCACUGAGGGGCUCCAUGGAUCCUUCUAGAAUAAGCAGAGGCCCACUCGAGGACAUAAACUCACCAGAACACAUACAGCGCAGGCUGUCUUUGCAGCUGCCCAUCCUGCACCAUGCCUACUUACCCUCCAUAGGUGGGGUGGAUGCCAGCUGCAGUCCCAACAGCAGCCCAGCCUCAAGUCCCCGCCACAGACACAUGCCCCCCUCCUACAGGGUCAUGGUCUCUGGCCUGUGA
This is a messenger RNA of Neoarius graeffei (lesser salmon catfish), 2790 nucleotides long. RefSeq names its product gamma-aminobutyric acid (GABA) B receptor, 2 (gene gabbr2). NCBI's taxonomy places the organism in Eukaryota, Metazoa, Chordata, Actinopteri, Siluriformes, Ariidae. The record is from RefSeq and is a predicted model, not a curated record. Gene Ontology annotation, molecular function: G protein-coupled GABA receptor activity. The transcript is spliced from 19 exons. Gene Ontology annotation, cellular component: G protein-coupled receptor heterodimeric complex; membrane. Bases 1 to 2790 code for a protein of 929 amino acids. Gene Ontology annotation, biological process: gamma-aminobutyric acid signaling pathway; G protein-coupled receptor signaling pathway.